Molecule: messenger RNA, 4907 nt
Organism: Pelecanus crispus (Dalmatian pelican)
Lineage: Eukaryota; Metazoa; Chordata; Aves; Pelecaniformes; Pelecanidae
Source: RefSeq, a predicted model, not a curated record
AAAGGGCUUCAUUUAGGAGCCUAAACCUUCAUGCAGACUCUGUCAAAGGUUUCAACAUGGGACGAGCAAUCAGUACUGGUAGCCUGGCCAGCAGCACUUUGAACCGACUUGCCGUUCGACCUCUCUCUGUUCAAGCAGAGAUUCUGAAGAGGCUAUCCUGCUCUGAGCUCUCACUCUUCCAGCCACUUCCUGGCUCUUCAAAGGACAAGAAUGAGAAGACUCCCUGGGAGGAAAGACCCAGGGUUAUGAGCAAGUCAUUUCAUGAUCUGAGUCAAAGCCACAUCUCGGUUUACCCCCCAAGGAAAAAUAUUAUUACUGCUUUGGACUCUUCCCCCCAAAAAAUAGAAGACAUAAUGGGAAGAGUCUUUCAGCAAAUGCCAAAAUUUGAUACUGGAUCAACAGCGGGAGCAUUAAAACUGAGCAAUUCAAAAUCUCAUGCAGGUUUAAGUAGAAGCCCUGAAAGAAAGAAAAAUGAAUCAGACUCAUCAUCCAUUGAAGAUACCGGUCAAGCCUACGUUGUAGGUGUUAGCAUGAAUACCUCAGGAAAUCUUCCAUCAUCGACGCUGUUAAAAGACAGUGUUGACUCUCUGCAAACAACACAGAACAGAGUUGCCUCACCAGAAAGAGAGAUCACUUUGGUGAACUUGAAAAAGGAUGAAAAAUUGGGCUUAGGCUUUCAAAUAGUCGGUGGAGAGAAGACGGGGAAACUUGAUCUGGGAAUUUUUAUUCAUUCGCUUAUUCCUGGAGGGCCAGCUGAUUUGGAAGGAUCUCUAAAACCAGGACACCGACUAAUAUCCAUAAAUAGCACAAGUUUAGAAGGCGUCAGCCACCAUGCAGCAUUAGAAAUUUUGGAGAAUGCACCUGAAGACGUGACACUUGUUAUCUCUCAGCCCAAGGACAAGCUAUCCAAAGCAUCGUCUAACGCUGCACACAUCACUAAUGGAACCAGGGGUUAUUUAAGGAGGCCAUCAUCGGUGCAGGACAAUGAGGCAGAGUCCUCUUCUGAAGAACACAACUGGUCCCGUGGUCACCAGAGGCCUGUUUCGGGGAGUUUGUCUGGUUUGUCGGGAGGCAAGCGAGAUGGAAGUGUGAGCUCCCAGGAUUCCAGAACUGAGAGCACCAGCCUGUCUCAGAGCCAGACAGCUAGCUGCUUUGGCAAACAUGCAAGCGGUAGAGCCCAGCAGGAUCCUCAGCAUUACAGUGAUUCCCAGUCUGGGCUUUCUAAAAUGAAUGAGAAGAGAAGAUCCUCAUCUGACAGCACUCGAGCAAAAAAUAAAAGGCCUGGGGUAAUGGAGUCUGUGGAAUAUUCUGACCGAGGGGAUUCUGACAUGGAUGAAGCAACUUAUUCCAGCAGUCAGGAGCAACAGCCAGCUAAAAAGGAAUCUUCCUCAGCGAAUACAGCAAACAAAAUGAAUUCUAAAAAGGGUACUGCAACACUUCUUAAACCUGGAGAUAUCUUUGAGGUUGAACUAGCCAAAAAAGAUAACGGCUUGGGAAUAAGUGUCACGGUACUGUUUGACAAGGGCGGUGUAAAUACUAGCAUAAGGCAUGGUGGUAUUUAUGUGAAAGCCAUUAUUCCUAAGGGAGCAGCUGAAGCAGAUGGCAGAAUAGAAAAAGGUGACCGUGUGCUCUCCGUCAAUGGGAUUAGUUUGGAAGGUGCUACCCAUAAACAAGCUGUUGAAACGCUGAGAAACACUGGGCAGGUGGUGCAUCUGCUGUUGGAAAAAGGUCAGCUUUCAGUGGCCAAGGUUCAUGCUCCAAUAACACCACAAUGCACGCCUCCAAAUCAGGUGGGGCAAUGUGAGCCACAGGAGAAACCAGCGACAAAAACUACAAAUGCCAAAGAUUACAGCUUUGUCACUGCAGAGAACACAUUUGAGGUAAAGCUGUUGAAGAAUAGCUCAGGCCUUGGGUUCAGUUUCUGCCGUGAAGAUAACCUUACCCCAGAGCAGCUGGGCUCAACUAUUGUGAGGGUGAAAAAGCUCUUCCCUGGGCAGCCCGCCGCAGAAAGUGGGCAGAUAGAAAUUGGGGACGUCAUUCUGAAAGUGAAUGGGGCAUCGCUAAAGGGUUUAUCCCAGCAGGAAGUCAUCUCUGCUCUGAGGGGAACAUCUCCAGAAGUCUCUCUUCUCCUUUGUCGGCCACCAUCUGGUAUAUUACCAGACAUCGAUCCUUCUUUGUUGACUCCCAUCCAUUCACCCCAACAAGUAUUUCCAGAUACCAACAGAGAAGUUUCUGGUCCAUCAAAUGGAGAACAAGGUGACAGCUCAGAUGAAAAUGAAGCUACUGAUCUGAGCAAGAAAAGGCUAAAAUCUCCCUCUAGAAGAGACAGCUACAGUGACAGCAGCAGGAGUGGUGAUGAGGAGGUGAUAGACUCGCCACCACAGGUGGGCCUUGGCUGGAGUUCUGCACUGUACCAAACUUCAGAUGAAGCUAUGACACAGGCACAUAGUCAGUAUGAGGCAGACGGUGGUCAGGAGGAGGCUGUUCGCACCAUCUUAUAUUCUGAACAAGAGGCUCCUAGCAAGUCAGAGCUGGAGGACAGUAAUCUGCCAUUGGAUUUGCCAUUGAUCCCAACCUGUAGAACUGUUCCUGAUGUUACCACAUCUGUUUUAAUAAAUGACUGUUAUGCUACUCCUGCUUCUGAGCUGACUCCGCACCUGGGAGGAAUGGAUUCAUUACUCAGCCAGUUGGAAAAAAGUGCUGAAGAAUAUGAGCCAGAAGUAGAGCUCCGAGUGACUAUGACAAAGUCAGAAAAGGGUAGUCUGGGUUUUACAGUAACCAAAGGUAACGAUAACGUUGGCUGCUACAUUCAUGACAUUGUUCAGGAUCCUGCCAAAAGUGAUGGGAGACUACGACCUGGAGACCGACUGAUAAAAGUUAAUGACAUUGAUGUCACUAACAUGAGUCAUACUGAUGCAGUAAACUUUCUCCGUGCUGCCCCGAAGACUGUCAGAUUAGUGCUAGGACGUGUUCUGGAGUUACCCAAGAUGCCAGUGUUGCCUCAUUUACUGCCUGAUAUUACACUAACGUGCCAUAAGGAGGAGCUAGGUUUGUUGUUAUCAGGAGGUCAUGACAGCCUUUAUCAAGUUGUGUAUAUUAGUGACAUUCUCCCCAAAUCGGUUGCUGCCAGAGAGGAGAGUCUCCGUGCACUAGAUGUUAUCCAUUACAUUAAUGGAGUAAGCACACAGGGAAUGACUCUGAAAGAAGCCAAAAGAAUGCUGGAAACAUACCUUCCGAAAGUGGUGCUCAAAGCGACCAGAGAUGGUCAUGCAGUGCUUCCAAAAUCCAAAAGCCCCGAUAGCUCGAAUCCAUGGCCAAUGAAAGCUAAUGGCUGUUCCUGUGGUGAUCCGUGUGAUAAAAUAGAAAAGACAACUGAUGCUUAUGGGCCCAAGAUAAAUGGCAGUGGCAUCCUAGGAUCUUCUCAGGCAAAUAAACAAAACAAUAUCCAUCACACAAAAGGACUAACGAGUCUCUCAGGAUCUGGAGAUGCACCUUCCCUUGGCUUUACCAAUCAGAUGUCAGAUUUUUCUAAACACAGUGACAAAUCAGAAACAGAGGUUCCAGAUGAUGAGUAUUAUGAUGAGGAUGAUCACAAUGAAGUUGUCCAGUAUCUGUUGGAUGUUGUAGAUGAGGAAGCCCAGAACCUCUUAAAUCAUCAUAAUGCGACUUCAGAGGCUCAGAGACUUCUACAUCUCAAGAAGACUGCAUCAGAUGAUCACCUGCCAGUAGAGAUGAAUGGAAAGCUGACAGAGGACAAGUCUGAAGACACAGACUGUGAUGGGUCAUCUUUACCUGAAGAUUUUUCAGAGCCAACACAUGUAAAUGGCUGUGAAGACUAUUGUGAAGUAAAAGCUGUGACAGAAAGAUCUCCUCCACAACCUCCCUUGAGUCAAGCAGACGAAGAUGAAAUCACAUGGGGAAGUGAUGAACUGCCGAUUGAAUCAGUCAGCCAGGAACAUGUAAAUAAAGAUUUCCCUUUAGUGACAAAUGAAGAGAUCUCUGCACUCCCUACUGUGAGUGUGCUCCCUGGAGGCAAGUACUCAGGAGCCAAAUUGAAGUCGGUGAUCAGGAUGUUGCGUGGAUUGCUGGAACAGGGAGUCCCUUCUAAAGAGAUUGAAAACCUUCAGGAGUUAAAACCUUUGGAUCAGUGUUUGAUUGGACAAGCAAAGGAGAAUAGGAAAAAGAACAGAUAUAAAAACAUACUUCCUUAUGAUACCACUAGAGUACCUCUUGGGAUUGAAGGUGGAUACAUCAAUGCCAGCUUCAUUCGCAUGCCAGUGGGGAAUGAAGAGUUUGUUUACAUUGCAUGUCAAGGACCUCUCCCUACUACUGUAGCAGAUUUCUGGCAAAUGGUUUGGGAGCAGAACUGUACUGUGAUUGCCAUGAUGACUCAGGAGGUUGAAGGAGAAAAGAUAAAAUGCCAACGUUACUGGCCAGAUGUACUCAAUAAAACCACCAUGAUAAAUGAUAGACUACGGCUUGCUCUUGUAAGACUCCAGCAGCUGAAGGGCUUUAUCAUUAGAGUGCUGGAGCUGGAAGACAUUCAGACAGGUGAAGUACGGCACAUUUCCCAUCUGAACUUCAUUGCCUGGCCUGACCAUGACACCCCUUCUCAACCAGAUGACCUGCUUACUUUUAUCUCCUACAUGCGGCAUGUCCACAAAUCGGGACCUAUCAUAACUCACUGCAGUGCAGGCAUUGGACGAUCGGGGACCCUUAUUUGUAUAGAUGUUGUUCUAGGGUUAAUCAGCAAAGACCUUGAUUUUGACAUCUCAGACCUGGUGCGCACGAUGCGUCUGCAGAGACAUGGGAUGGUUCAGACAGAGGAUCAGUACAUUUUCUGCUAUCAAGUUGUCCUUUAUGUUCUGAAUCAUCUCCAACAUGAAGAACAACAGAGAGGCAAAUAA